CGGUAGUUAGGUUGGUCACUCAGUCACAGCAGCCAGUGCCCUCUUGCGACUCCUGAGCGAACGGAAAAGGGGGAGACAAAAGGCCAAGAAUACACCACAUGUUCGUUGGCUGUCGCCGUGACAGGACUGGUGAGACAAUUGCAUUUGCAAGUGUGACAAGCGAUCGUGUCCAUUUGUCCAUCCGUUCGUUCCAUGCCAUGCAGGUAUGUAUGUUACAGCAAACGCACUGCACUCACUUGACCAAAUUCACUCAAUCACUCACUCACAGCAGCGGCACGAACAAGCGGACACACCAGGCAGGCAGGCAUGGCUCGACAUUCUCACACAUCCGUCGGGCACCACCAUUCUCGCGUCAUGCUGAUCAUGCGUUCGGCGUGACCUCUCUGGGUGCGUUGGCAUCUAAUCACCACACACACAGACGCAUUCAGACACAGGCACAUACAGACUGCAUAGACACAAGGGUGCACGUGUCCCACCGUGCGGCACAUCAUAUGGCGGUAUCUGCACCAGGCGCUUCAUGACGAUCGGGUCCGCCUUGGUCUUGCCCCUGCACCAACACGCACUCACACGCACUCAAUGUCUGCGCCCGCGAGAACCACUCACCCACGCACCUGUCGCCAAGACGUUGCUCGAUGAGCUCAUCGUCGCCAGCAGUUUCGCAGCCGAUAAUGACCACGUCAGCCGAGCUGGUGGCACCGCGCACCAUCCCACCGUCGUAGAGGAACGACUUGAUGUCGCCAAUGGUGUGGAAGCUCCCCCCGAACUGUCUUACAUUGAAGCACAUGGGUCCCCACUCGCCGGGACAAUCAUGGUACGUGAAGAAGCGUAGCUCGGCACGCACAAC
Molecule: messenger RNA, 844 nt
Organism: Vitrella brassicaformis
Lineage: Eukaryota; Vitrellaceae
Source: the annotation of a GenBank genome assembly